CACACACAGGAAUGUGGCUGGAACUUUCUGUGGGUGGGUGCAUGUGGGCGGUGGUCAGUGUAUAUAAACAGCAGGGAGGACGGCCAUCAGGCAGACAGACUUGAGACUGAAGCAGCCUGUUACAAACCAGCGCCACCACCUCCACCUCCAGGGUAACAGGAUGUUGUGCCCCAGCGUCUUCCAGCCGUCCCCCGCCGCCAUGACGCCUUUCCUGGACCUGCACUGGCCCGUCCGCAGCCUGUGGCCCGAGACCCGGCCGCUCUUCUACCACAUGGAGCGGGAGAUGAUCCGUCACAUGCAGGAGAUGAAGCAGAGCAUCGAGUUCAUGGAGAAGUUGCACCAGAAGAUCUUUGAGGAGAUCGAUCAGACGUCCUCCUGCACGGGGGCCUUCAAGCCCAUCGCCUUCCAGGAGCUGGGGAGGGACGGCACCACCUUUGCCCUCAGCCUGGACACGAAGGAGUUCUCCCCGGAGGAGCUGUCGGUGAAGCAGGUGGGUCGCAAGCUGAGGGUGAGCGGCAGGACGGAGAAGAAGCAGGAUGAUGGGAAGGGCUCCUACACCUACAAGUGCCAGGAGUUCAGGCAGGAGUUCGACCUGCCGGACGGCGUCGACCCCGAGGCUGUCACCUGCUCGCUGGUGGGCGGCCAGCUGCAGAUUCAGGCGCCGCGGGAGAACCCCGCCAAUGACGGGAAGGAGAGGAUCGUCCCCAUCAGCUUCACCUCAGCCCCGGCCGUCACCACCGCCUCCUCCUCCAGCGCUGGAGCAGAGGGAAACGGCACCCCCACCUCAGAGAGCACCCCCGCAGAGAAAAACUGAAGCCUCCCAGGAGUCUUUGUUCUGUAGUUUUAUGGGAACGUGGAGCUUUUUCACUCUUUGUAAUAAACUGUCAAGGUUAGCUUACAGCGAUGACUCAUCACCUAUACGUGAACAGAGUGAAGCGCCUUCGUCUCCCUGGUGUAGCGUUAUCUGCCAGAUGGAGGCGACAUGGAGCUGAUUCAUACCCCCCACCACCCCCCACUAAUACUUGGUUAAAUGGUCCUUAGAUAUUUGCACCUUGCCCCGAUACUGGUUUCAUCACCGUUCUCUGCAUAACUGGUAAAGUUCCUUUAAACUCCGUGUCAGGGCUGAGGUCUGAACACACACCUGUGUCCAAACAUCUGGCUGCUGAUUGAGCUGAAGUUAAAGAACCUUCAAUGUUUCCCUGAUGUUUGCUGUUAAUCCAUUUUUAAUAAGGACUGAACCUGCAUGUGCUUCCUGCACCGUCCAUAAACUGGCGGCGUGCGCCUUUAACCUGUGACUGUGAGCGAAUAAAGACACGAGACACCAGUUUUUCCCCUUUCUUUGUAAAAUAAUUCUCAAUAAACUUAAUUUAUUCACAAACUGC
Molecule: messenger RNA, 1382 nt
Organism: Oreochromis niloticus (Nile tilapia)
Lineage: Eukaryota; Metazoa; Chordata; Actinopteri; Cichliformes; Cichlidae
Product: heat shock protein beta-11
Exons: 1
Coding region: 161-814 (217 amino acids)
Biological process (GO): response to heat; protein refolding
Cellular component (GO): nucleus; cytoplasm
Source: RefSeq, a predicted model, not a curated record